UUUUUAUUUUUGAAGGUUGUUUCAUUUUUUUACCCAAUCAUAGUAAUCCGCCCCGACCGGCAGCCGAUCGUCCCGUCGAUGCUAGGUCGAUAAACACGCCGUUUUAUGACUGUGCUGCUACAAUUCGGCUUUAGCAUAGCAAAGCUCAGACCAGCGCCUAGCGGGUGAUUGAAUCAGGCGGGGAACAACUUCCAGUGAUGGACGAGGAGAUAGAGGAGGGAAUGCUUAUAGAAGACGAAACCGAGCCCCCGCCGUCGGAGAGCAAUACCGGGAAAAUUUCUCCUUACGAAACGCUGCGAGAGAGUAAAAGUUCCGUGGAGGAGAUUGUGACCAAGAUGCUCUCCAUCAAGAAGCAUGGCGAGUCCAAAACUCAGCUCAGGGAACUUGUUACCCAGAUGUUCCUUCACUUCGUAACCCUUCGCCAGGCGAACCGCUCUAUUUUGCUGGAAGAGGACCGAGUGAAAGCUGAAACAGAGCGUGCAAAAGCUCCUGUUGACUUCACCACUCUGCAACUCAACAACUUGAUGUACGAAAAAAGUCACUAUGUCAAAGCUAUAAAGGCCUGCAAAGACUUCAAAUCGAAGUAUCCUGAUAUUGAACUCGUGUCUGAGGAUGAGUUUUUCCGGGAUGCGCCAGAAGACAUCAAGAACUCCAUUAGGUCAAAAGACAGCGCGCACAAUCUGAUGUUGCAGAGGCUUGACUAUGAGCUUUACCAGCGCAAAGAACUUUGCAAACGUCGAGAGGAACUGGAACAACAUAAGAAAAGCCUUUCAGAAGUCAUUGCCAAUAGAAAGAAAUUCUUGUCAAGUCUUCCCUCACACCUCAAGUCCUUGAAAAAGGCAUCCUUGCCUGUACAGAAUCAGUUGGGAAUAUUGCAAACAAAGAAAUUAAAGCAACACCAACUAGCAGAGCUACUUCCACCUCCUCUUUAUGUGAUCUACUCGCAAUUCUUGGCACAAAAGGAAGCUUUUGGUGAACAUAUUGAUUUGGAGAUAGUAGGAAGUGUCAAAGAUGCCCAAACUUUUGCACGCCAUCAAGCAAAUAAGGAAACUGGUACAUCAACCAAUGCCGAGAACUCCAAGUUGGAGGAUGAUGCUCCCGAUGAAGAUGAUGAUGGCCAAAGGAGGAGAAAACGGCCAAAGAAGAUUCCAGGAAAGGUGAGCAUUGAGCAUGCAGGGAUAUAUCAAGUUCAUCCGCUAAAGAUCAUCCUUCACAUAUAUGAUGAUGAAACUUGUGAACCCAAGUCAAUGAAAUUGCUUUCUCUGAAGUUUGAAUGCUUGUUAAAGUUGAAUAUUAUUUGUGUUGGGAUCGAAGGAUCUCAUGAAGGACCUGAGAAUAACAUCUUAUGCAACCUGUUCCCUGAUGACACUGGCCUUGAGCUGCCCCACCAGUCAGCCAAGCUUGUUGUUGGUGAAACUCUUGCGUCAUUUAGUGAUAAGAGGACCUCUCGACCGUAUAAGUGGGCCCAACAUUUGGCUGGAAUUGAUUUUUUGCCAGAGUUGCCACCAUUGGUGAGUGGCCAAGAAGCUGCCAGUGGUGAAACUGUUAAAAGUGAUAUUAUAUCAGGCCUCUCAAUGUAUCGUCAGCAAAACCGCAUAAAGACAGUUGUGCAAAGAUUACGCUCUCGGAAAAAGGCUCAGCUGGCUCUUGUGGAACAGCUCGAUUCACUUGAAAAACUCAAAUGGCCAGUUCUGACAUGUGCUGACGUCCCAUGGGUUUCACAUAAACCUUCAUGCUGUUUGCAAGGUUGGUCGCUCAUGGGUCACCGUACAAGCCAGACAUCAUCUUUGACUACAAUGGAGAAAGAGAAAGUUCAGGAUACUGUAGAUGUUGAUAUGCUUGGAAAAUCUGGCAUUUCAAGAGAAGAGAUCGAUGGUGCUAGGGAAGAUGGGGAACUUCCCGCUCUAGUUUCAGCUACAUCUAUCUUAAAUAAGCCUCAACUUACUCCCUUAAAAACAUCCAAUCUUGAGCAUUCCAAACAGUUGACUCUAAUUUCCAAAAGCAUUACACCUCAAACCAAUUACUCUAGGAUGCAAAGUUUCAAUAAACAUGAUGAAGAGUAUGAGUUGAUGCUAGAUGUUGAUUAUGAUCAGGAUGAGCCCGUGCAGCCCGAGCCUGCCGCAGAUGAUGUAGCUUCUAUUCCUUCCAACAUGACAAAAAAUACAUGGAUCGAUUAUGGGUCCAAGGAAUAUUGCCUUGUUAUGACCAGGAAUGCUGGUUCCCCCGCAAAAAAUCUUAAAUUGCAGGCUAAGAUUAAAAUAAGCAUGGAGUACCCUCUUAGGCCUCCUCUCUUCACUUUGAAUCUUUACACGAUAAAUUCUGAAGAAAACCGUGAUCAGAGUGGUGACUCUGAUUGGUAUAAUGAACUUCGGGCCAUGGAAGCUGAGGUGAAUCUUCAUAUACUUAAGAUGCUGCCCGUGGACGAAGAAAACUAUAUAUUGUCUCAUCAAAUAUGUUGUCUUGCAAUGUUAUUUAACUAUUGCAUCGGUGAGGCACCCCUGUUCUCUGAAAGGAGAAAGAGUAGUUCUGUCAUUGAUGUUGGAUUAUGCAAACCUGUCAGCGGUAGCCUACGUUCCAGGUCAUUUAGAGGAAGGGAUCGUAGGAAGAUGAUAUCCUGGAAAGACAUUGAAUGCACUCCCGGCUAUCCUUGCUAAGAAUUUUCAGGAUCUUAAAAUUAAAAUUAUUAUUGCAGUGCCUGCUGCUGGGGAACACAAAUGUGAUGAGAUGAUUUCUUCUCUUGCCAGUUUCUCCAGUAUUGAAAUAUUGAUUUGAUGUCAUGGCCAUGGGUAGCAAGAUACCCAAUUCUUCAGGAUUGUCGUCGCUCGUCUCCAAGAUACCCCACCUGCUUGAUUUAAUACAAGUUUGAAUGUUCUGCUAAACUGUUUCACUUUCUUCUAGUGCAUUUGUUUCUGUAUGUCCAUUGAGGAUCGCCUGUAAAAUAGACUCUUCGGAAAUGUUGUAACAGGCAUACAAUUCCCUGGCAUUUUAAUUGCAGCUCUGGAUAAUGUUAUACAGAAUUUUCAGAAGUGGUGUGAAGCUUUCAAGUGGGUAUGAAGGAAAUUAAAAUUUGUUCUGAA
Messenger RNA from Momordica charantia (bitter melon), 3077 nucleotides. RefSeq names its product THO complex, subunit 5 (gene THO5). Gene Ontology annotation, molecular function: mRNA binding. The record is from RefSeq and is a predicted model, not a curated record. Gene Ontology annotation, cellular component: THO complex part of transcription export complex. Gene Ontology annotation, biological process: mRNA export from nucleus. Lineage: Eukaryota; Viridiplantae; Streptophyta; Magnoliopsida; Cucurbitales; Cucurbitaceae.